Molecule: messenger RNA, 1041 nt
Organism: Dreissena polymorpha
Lineage: Eukaryota; Metazoa; Mollusca; Bivalvia; Myida; Dreissenidae
Exons: 4
Coding region: 33-740 (235 amino acids)
Source: RefSeq, a predicted model, not a curated record
CAUGGCUUGAAAAAGUGGAUUCUGUGAAAAAAAUGCGAGCUGUUCAACAGAGCUUGAUUGACGCGAAGGAGAAGAGAAAACCCAUUUCGUUUUAUGCAUUGGUACAGCAAGAUGACGAGGAUGCAACGGGGUUACGACAUAAAGUGGUUAUCGAAUGUCAUCUCGCACACAAAAGUCAAAAACAGCGGGAGAAAUGGAUAAAGAAGGGAUUUGCCGAGCAGAACCCCCCAGAGACUGGGGAGCUUAUGGCCGCACCUGGCGACAGCUUCGUCGCAGACAUUCAGGGAAAUGUUCGUUUAGAAGAUAGUGCCUCUGCAUUGACAAGAAAAAUUCAGUUCCUGAAAAGUCGCCCAUGUCAGCAAUCUUUUUACGUUCGUCUGCAAGAAAACAUCUACGACCAGGACGAUGCAUUUGGGUACGUUAUGAUUUACAAAUCUCAACAAGAUAAUACCGUGACAGACGAGAUUGCAAGACUAAGAAUUAUGGUCAAACCUCCCAAAAAGGCCGAAGAUUUACCAUCUUCUCCGGUACCGUCCGUGACAUCAGUGAUUAAGAAAAAGAAAAAGAAAUCGAAGUCUAAGAAAAACGCGCAGCCACAGGAUCUUAAGAUGAAGUCGCAUAGAGGGUCAGUUCAUUCCCUAAAUGAGCGGGGUGGAUCUGUGACAGAUUUCUUUGCACGCCGAGAUUCGUUGUACAGGGCUCCUACACAGGUGUCCAUUAAAUCGCCCAAGGACGCUUAGAAAACUGUAGAACAGAUCCAUUUGUUUGACAUAUAAGCAAAUAAAUCAAUAAAACAAUACGAUAUUAUGCAAUAGUCAGUUUAAGAUUGUCGAUAAAUGUAAAGAUUUACAUUUCCUUAUUUAUAUAAACAUUGGUUUCGUAACGAAUAAAUGCAACUCAAUGUAUUAUGAAGGUACUUUAUGGACACUGUCUAUAUUUUAACAUAAUGUGUUGUUUUUUUCAUUCAAUAUUCAUUUAACAAAUGCUGAGGGUCAUCUUUUCGUUACGUUGUUAAUACAGCUCAUUGGGUCAUUGUCGACC